GAGUAAGAUCGUUCACAACCACACACAACUCCCCAACAGACAGACGAUCUCCCACCCUCGACCACGUUCUUGAAGACUUUUGGAACAACCUGGUAACAAUGCUUCACCGCCGCCACCCCAUUUCACAUCCAGUUCCUCCAUCCCCUUCGCGUCAACAUCGUGACUACCUUGGCACUACAAGCACUACAGGCAUACCAAUACCACCGACCUCAUCGCGUACAUCGACGCCUGGUCGCCCUGCAUCCAACCCAGUGCACUGGGAGUUGGAUGCGAGAGAGCAAACCUCUUUAUAUGACCACGGGUUGAAUAGACCUGGUAGAAGUAGUAUGAGUAAAGGGACGGAUAUCGGCUGGGACACUGCUGAAAGCAGAAAGAAUUUAACAAAUAGAAUGGGGAUGGGCUUGCGCAACGUUAGGCAUGGGAUGAAAGAUGCACUAAGAAUGGAUAGGAGUGUAAAUCUCGUCUGGCAUGACCGCGAGCUGAAAACUCUAAUCAUCAAGUCGAUGUUAAUUAACCUUUUAUCAUUACUCCUGUUGUCCUUGUCGUCUCUGAUCUUUUCACCAAUACUGGUGCAUCCGGCCUCCACCGACAUGCAGACGCGUACAAAAGCGAUCGGUAUGUGGUAUAACAUUUUGCUCAGCUGGCCUGUUUUUGUUGUGUGUUUCUGGGUCAAUGCCAACUGGGGACCCGGAAUAUCAAAACGGGCACAAGUAUUACUUCAUCCUACUUAUCGGCACCAGCCAUCGGUCUGGGGCACACCCUCAAAGUCUACGCAAAUGGCAACCGGCUAUACAGCCAAAUUAUUCUCUUCGGCCACUCGUGUCCUUCUCAUCAGCGAUUUCACGUUGGUAUCCCGCUUGAUAGGAGCGAUUCCACUCAUUGGCCGGCCAUGUGCCCUUGCAUAUAUGUCUAUCAUCAGCUCAUACUAUUGUUUUGAAUGGACAUUUUCUACGAAGAAUUGGUCACUGGAUUACAGAAUAGAAUAUCUACAGGCGAGAUUAGCAUAUAUGUUUGGUUUCGGACUCCCAGUGACCCUGAUGACAUCUUUCGGACCGCCUUUGGUGACAAUGGCCAUAUUUGCUCUAGUAUACCCCUUUUUUGUCAUCCAGGCGUUGCAAUCUAGCCCUCCACGAAACGCAACCUUGUUACCUUUGAAUCCUUCUUCUCGACCUCUCACUCCCUCUUUCCGCGUCAAGAGCUCUAACGCUCUCCCGGCCGAUCCCUUUGGCGAACCUACGUACUGCGAUUUGGAAGCUCCUAGUGGGAGAGAGAAGGAGUGGGAGUUUAAGGUUCCAAUCUUUUGGUUUGCAAAUCAUGCCCUGAGAGGUUUGAAAUGGUUGGAAGACGCCGUAGCAAAGGAUAGAAGUGGUAGGAAAGACAUCUUUGGUCUGGGAUCGCAGGGUUGAGAGGACAGAUGAUGUAAAUGGCUGGUUUAAAACUCAUUAUUCAUCUUCCUCGAAUUACUACUGCGUAUACACGUGCAUUAAUACAUGUUACAUAUACAUUUGUCAGAUCGCGCUACUGUAGCUUUGGAGGAUGCUGAACGAUUCUCGAUUGACACCGAUCUGGAGGAUGAUUCAUCAUAAAAACAUAAGAGAUGAGGAAGAGGACAAACAGCCAAGAGGCAAUACGAGACAAGAGACUUGGAUUUGGUCUAAUAUAUGACAUAUCCUAGAUGAAUACUAGGUUGGCUUCUUGCAAAGAAUGCUAUUAUGCCAUCACAUGACCCUGCUACAGGACGCUGGAUGAUGGAUAACGGAAGAUUCGCGGAAGAGGAGGGGUAGCAAGAAAUUAAAGGAGGUUGAUAAAAGAUGAGAUACGAGCCAGGAGGCAAAAAGGUCCAAAGACGCCGACAUCCAGAUUCCGUGCCUCACGUCCCAGGCCUCGCCGGCUUAAUGAUAGGCCCCGAUUAACGCCGUGCAAGUAUUAUUAAUAGCUAUAAAAAGAUAAAG
Messenger RNA from Cryptococcus deneoformans JEC21, 1952 nucleotides. Its product is annotated as expressed protein. Gene Ontology annotation, cellular component: endoplasmic reticulum. Bases 99 to 1406 code for a protein of 435 amino acids. Lineage: Eukaryota; Fungi; Basidiomycota; Tremellomycetes; Tremellales; Cryptococcaceae. Gene Ontology annotation, biological process: macroautophagy. The transcript is spliced from 10 exons. The record is from RefSeq and is a predicted model, not a curated record.